UUGCCUUGGAUAUUGUGCCUAACCCCCAAUAUUUACGCCAUAACCCAUGGUAGGGCUAUGCUUAAAUAAUUGUGAGAUAUUAUUAAUGAUCACCGGAAAUACCUAUAUUCAAUAUGGUAAUAUCCAAAUGAUCCUAUUUAGUCACUAAUUAUUUCCUAAAAUGAAAUAGAAUUCCUAUAAAUAUAUAGGCAUCAGUCUCUUGGCUUUUCUAUCAUUCAUUCCUCAAUUAGCAGUGAGAACAGAGAAGAGAGAAAAAUGGCAACCCUCAUCAAGUGCAGUUCAUUCUUGCUGCUCCUUUCCUUGCUUCUCUUCAUCUCUUUCUCUGGAAUGGCUGAGAGCGCUAAGUUCCGUGGCUCAGAUUGCAAACCAAGAUGUACGUAUAGAUGCUCAGCAACAUCACACAAGAAGCCAUGCAUGUUCUUCUGCUUAAAAUGCUGCUCAAAAUGCCUGUGUGUUCCUCCUGGUACUUAUGGUAAUAAGCAAGUUUGUCCUUGCUACAAUAAUUGGAAGACCAAGGAAGGAGGUCCCAAGUGCCCUUGAAACCUCUUUAAAAUUUUUAAUUCAAUUUGAUGUCUUAGAUAAAAGUUUAAUUAUGAUGGGGAGUUUUGUCA
Manihot esculenta (cassava) is the source of this 611-nucleotide messenger RNA. Its product is annotated as protein RSI-1. The transcript has 3 exons. The record is from RefSeq and is a predicted model, not a curated record. NCBI's taxonomy places the organism in Eukaryota, Viridiplantae, Streptophyta, Magnoliopsida, Malpighiales, Euphorbiaceae. Bases 256 to 540 code for a protein of 94 amino acids.